UCGAUGCAACUAUGUUCCAUGAUCAAUAUAUAACGUGUUCGAUAUUUUCCUUUCAGCAGAUGGGACAGUUGGCAUGCACCCUGUGCGAUCAUUACAUCAUGGGAAAUUCGGUUUAUGUGACGUUGCUUGGCUUCAUUGGGACCGUUAGUCCAUCGUAAUACUCGUUAAUUGUUUUGCGUAUUAUAAAAUGUUCAUUUAAAGCACGGAAUUUUUCCGAUUAAUCGAAGCGACAGAGGACUCGUGUAAUUGGCUGAUUUUGUUCGCCGAAUAACGAUUCAUCGACAUCGAAUGACAUAUUAUUGCAACUGUAAAGGAACUGAUGUUGGCAUAAUAACUUUUUAUUUAUCAGGUGAUUACCGCGUUCGACAUUGUUCGAAUAAUGAAUUGCAAUACAACGGACAGAUCAACGUCUCGAACGGGAAGCAACGAGACCGUUCCUUUAGAAGUGGAAAGAGACCUGAAACUAAUGACUUCGAUUCUAGGAAUUGAACACUACACUUUCAUCAUGCUGGGUGCAAUUACGGAGUACCCUGUGUUACACACACCCUGGCUAUUGAUGCAACUAUGCGUGAUCAUCGUGGAAGUCAUUGUAUUCUGUGUGAAAGUGUUUCUCGACGGACUUCACGUGAAACGCGACGAGAUAUUACUGUCUAUUUUAACCGUGCACAAUUGGCUUCAAGUCUUUUGUCUGUUUCUUCGACAAGCGCGACAUACCCGUUAAAAUUUAUA
Messenger RNA from Megachile rotundata (alfalfa leafcutting bee), 729 nucleotides. RefSeq lists its product as uncharacterized. The record is from RefSeq and is a predicted model, not a curated record. Lineage: Eukaryota; Metazoa; Arthropoda; Insecta; Hymenoptera; Megachilidae.